UCUUAGCGCUCUUUCACAUGGUCAGGAUAUUUAUCCGUCCGUAUGAUCGCCCAGCCGGGCAGCACCCUGGAGCUCUCUUCACACGGGUGGACGGGUGUGUGCGAAAAUCCGGACCACUUUUUGCUAGGUACUUCAGUUUGCCGCUGAUUAUGAUGGACAGUAGACGCAAAACGAUUUUGUUCGCUUUAUUAAAACAUCGGCGAAAAAAACAACGUAAUAGGCAAAUUUGGGUUCACCCUUUGCUAGAAAGCAGAUACCUGGAAGGAGCAUUCUUUGUGCUUUUUCAACAACUGAAAGAAGACGAAACUAAGUUUUUAAAUUAUUUUCGUAUGAGCGUUUCUUCUUUUGAUGAGUUGCUGCAACGUGUGCAGACACAGCUACAAAGACAAGAUACAAAUAUGAGGAAUUGCAUCCAACCUGAACAAAUGUUGGCUGUUACAUUAAGGUAGCUGGCUAGUGGAUGUAGCUUUACAGAUCUGUAUUAUAGCUAUCGAUUGGGAAUUUCUACAAUUUCAAAAAUUAGAGGUCUGUGACAUUCUUUGGUCGUGCUUAGUUGAAGAAUGUAUUCCGAAACUUACGAAAGAACGUUUUGAGUCAGUAGCUGCUGGAUUCGAAAAACGAGCGAAUUUUUUCCACUGCAUUGGUGCUGUGGACGGGAAACACAUUAGAAUUGUAAAACCCGAGUUUAGUGGUUCCUUAUACUAUAAUUAUAAGUCCUAUUUCUCAGUUGUGUUGAUGGCAGUUGCUGACUCGAAUUAUCGGUUCAUUUAUGUUGAUGUAGGUGCAUAUGGGAGUGAGUGUGAUUCAAGUAUAUUCAAAGAAAGUAGUUUGUGGAAGAGUAUACAAAAAAAGUCCUUGGAAUUGCCAUCUGCAAAGCCUCUACCUGGUUCUGAAGCUCCAAACGUACCUUAUUUUCUCAUGGAUU
Acanthoscelides obtectus is the source of this 925-nucleotide messenger RNA. The record is from the annotation of a GenBank genome assembly. Lineage: Eukaryota; Metazoa; Arthropoda; Insecta; Coleoptera; Chrysomelidae.